CUCGAGUCACGUGCGACCCUUCUUUAAACUCAGUGAUCUCGACACAAGAAAAGGAGUGACAAAAUUGGAUAAGCGACAGUAGUUGUGCAAUUUUCUCAUGCCAUAAAAGAUGUUGACGUUCGAGACGCUUCUCGUGAAACAGCUGCAAAAACAACAGAGCAGGGCAGAGUUCUGUGACAUCGUGCUGCAGACUGGAGAUGUGUCAGUGCCGGUGCACAGCUGUGUGUUGUCUGCCUUCAGUCCUUGGCUCUGUGGGGCUCUGUCGGCCAUGCCGUCGCCCCGAAACGGACAGAGGAGACUGAUUGAAGUCCAAGCUGUGGAGUCCUGUACGUUGCUCAGUCUGGUCAGUCUGCUGUACUCGGGUCAACUGAGCGAGAACAAAGAGGAAGUCCUGUCAGCAGCCUGCAAACUCGGCAUCAACAUGCCUCAGCAAGUACCGAAGAGGCCUGCAACUGAACGAAACACGCAGACGGAGUGCAUGAAAGAGGUGGCGGAGAGAGAGUGUCAAACCGAGGCUGUUCCUUCUGAAUGCCAAAACCCCAAAGAGGCCAUCGAAAGUGUUAAUCUGAUCAGGACAUCGUCGUGGACGACCGUUCAGGGCCUCUGCCCGUACACCGAUGGCUCUGACACCACACUUCAGAGCAUCCAGGGUGAUCCAGGGAACAUACCUUCCAUUCAAGUCGUGGAUGUGGUCCCUGAAAUUGCGGAGCGUCCCACAGCCGGCGGAUCGGCCUGCUUACCCAAGGUCUAUGAUACAGCUCCACCUCAAAGAAGGCGAAGAGGUCGCCCCCUCAAACAUCCCUUGCCCAAACCAGAUGUUCCCCAAAAUUUCAGUCGAAUUUCACCACCUGAUCAGAAAACCUCGAACCCUUCAGCUCCAUCCCUGUUGCAUACCACAGCUCUCCCAGCAGCCAAUCAGACCGGCCUCACUCAGCCAAUGGACUGGCUUCUAGAUGAUGUUAUUGCGCAGCUCCCGUUCAUGCCCAGCAAUCAAAAUGGAAUAAUUGUAGAUUCCAGCAUGGAUCACACAAGAACGCAGUCCUCAGUUAAGCUCGCAGAUCUGGGUAUAAUCCAGUCGCAAGCUGAAGGUGAGCUGACCGACAUACUUGAUAGUUUUCUGAGAAUGUUUGAGCAACACGUCGGUAUAUGUGAUCCAGACGUCCAAGAUGGGAUGGUGCCCAGCGUAACAGAUGGAAGCCGGAGCUGUGGACAGAGUUACACAGUCCACACGAAUUCUGUAAACACAACACGGGGAGCGGAAGACUCAUUAACCGAGAACAGACCACGAGUAUCAUCUGCUCGUAGGUCCCAGAAACCAUCAUCUCUCUGGCAGGUGUCGGGUGUGAAAAUGGAGAAACCGACAGGCCUGCAAAGUGAACUGAAGACUAAAUCUGGCAGGAUGACCAGGAGCCAGAGUAGGAAGAGGAAGCUGGAUGGUUUUGAAGAACUGCCUGGGAGAGAUGAGCUCCCAGCCAAACGGAAGAGAAAAAGACAAAAAGAACAAACGGUGGAGAUGAAGUUAGACUCUUCUCUACCAAAGGAGAAAAAGAGUAAGAAAAAAACUAGCAGGCUGCAUAGUAAAGAAAAGUGCCUCAGCGGCACAGAUGACUCCAGCUGCAGUGUUGCAAGUGCAUUAAGCAAAGUCAUAAAUAUGUCUAGUGGCCAAAAUGUGAACACACAAACUUUGAAGUCUUUGGGUCGUUUAAAAUCCUCGGUGUCCAAUCUUGUAAAACAGAAGCAAGUGGAACAUGCUAAAAGAAAGACAGCCGAGACUUUUCUAGAAGGAAAUACGUUAAAGGAGCAGUGCAGUACAGGGAGAUCCCAACCCAAGCUAUCAGCCGUGAGGAAUGCAUCCACUAGGUCCUGUCCAACUCUUUCUGCUUUUGAUUUAAUGAAAAAUAUCUUGGAAAAUCACCAGAAGAUGGAGGAAGAGCACAAGGGAAAAGACAGCAGAAUGUGGACUGUGGAAAAUGAGAAAGGAAGUGAGAGGCUGACAAAUACACAUGAGCGUGGAGAUGUGGUGAAAUUGACCGAGAAUAAAGAGAAGAACCCUAGAAUCAGGGUUAAAGAGAACAAUAUAAGCAGAAUAAACCAAGAAGAUAAGGAAAGAAGUGGUAACCAGAGGAACAUUUUUCUUCAGCAGAAUCUGGCUUCAGCUAAUGGUUGCAGCGUGUCAAAAGGAGAGAGACUAAUGGAGGACGGCAAAAGGUGCAGCACAGAAAGCAUCUUGCUUAAAAACACGACAGAGAAGUCUUUUUUCUCACAUGAACAAAACCCCACCAUACCCCUUGAGAAACUUGGAAACUCACAAGGGUCAAUAGCCAUUUCAGAUGAGGAUGAGGAUGUUGAUGUUGCGGAGGUCUCCAGCUCUUUGUCUGAGUCCUUCUCUGUGCUGCCAAUCACUGCAGACGUGCUCAGCACAGAAGACAGUGAGGAAAACGACGAGAUUGAUGUGAUAAGUUUAGGAUGUAAUUGAGCUUGUGCCAAUUGUUGUUACUGUUUACUACCGUUUAGUUCUGAACGAAUGGAUGUUGGUGCAUAUUUGAAACACUAUUUCAAAUGAUUAGACGUAGAACAUGGGACCUUUUUCUUGUGUAUAUUUCAGUACAUAGUUCGCACAAUGUGCUCUUUCGACCUUUGGUGGCUUCGGUUUCAGGUAAUAUUUAUACAUUUAUGUUCUGAAAGUUAGCAUUUAUUUUGUGUCUCGCAACCAUGCCUCGUAAUGAUUGAGA
This is a messenger RNA of Puntigrus tetrazona (Sumatra barb), 2732 nucleotides long. RefSeq lists its product as uncharacterized. Gene Ontology annotation, molecular function: protein binding. The record is from RefSeq and is a predicted model, not a curated record. Lineage: Eukaryota; Metazoa; Chordata; Actinopteri; Cypriniformes; Cyprinidae. The transcript has 5 exons. Gene Ontology annotation, biological process: positive regulation of transcription elongation by RNA polymerase II. Bases 110 to 2476 code for a protein of 788 amino acids.